UGAGCGCGGCCCGGCCCUCGGUGCCGCCCGGGGCGCCUCCCUCCUCCCCGCCUCGGCCCGGCCAUCGCAGCAGGCAUGGGCUGUUUCUGCGCCGUCCCGGAGGAGUUCUACUGCGAAGUUCUGCUCCUGGACGAGUCCAAGCUGACCCUCACCACGCAGCAGCAGGGCAUCAAGAAGUCAACGAAAGGGUCGGUUGUCCUGGGCUACGUAUUUCGUCACUUAAACCUAGUGGAGAUAGAUUACUUUGGGCUGCGCUACUGUGACCGAAGUCAUCAAACGUACUGGCUGGAUCCUGCAAAGACCCUUGCUGAACACAAGGAAUUAAUAAACAAUGGACCACCGUACACUCUGUAUUUUGGCAUUAAAUUCUAUGCAGAGGAUCCAUGUAAACUUAAGGAAGAAAUAACAAGGUAUCAGUUUUUCUUGCAGGUCAAGCAAGAUGUUUUACAGGGCCGCUUGCCUUGUCCAAUCAACACUGCAGCGCAGCUGGGAGCAUAUGUGAUUCAGUCUGAGCUGGGGGACUAUGACCCGUAUAAGCAUACUGCAGGUUAUGUUUCAGAGUACCGUUUUGUUCCAGACCAGAAGGAAGAACUGGAAGAUGCCAUAGAACGAAUACACAAAACUCUAAUGGGUCAAGUUCCUGCUGAGGCAGAAGCGAAUUACUUAGGGGUGGCCAAAUCCCUGGAAAUGUAUGGAGUUGAUCUCCAUCCUGUUUAUGGUGAAAACAAAUCUGAAUAUUUUUUAGGAUUAACACCUGUAGGAGUUGUUGUCUACAAAAAUAAAAAACAAGUCGGGAAAUAUUUCUGGCCCAGAAUUACAAAAGUUCACUUCAAGGAAACACAGUUUGAACUCAGAGUCGUGGGAAAAGAUUGCAAUGAAACGUCCUUCUUUUUUGAAGCGCGUAACAAGACUACAUGCAAGCAUCUCUGGAAAUGCUGUGUAGAACAUCACACGUUUUUCAGAAUGCCAGAAAAUGAAUCAAACUCUCUGUCAAGAAAAUUCAGCAAGUUUGGAUCCAUAGGUUAUAAACAUCGAUACAGUGGCAGGACAGCUUUGCAAAUGACCAGAGACCUUUCUAUUCAGCUUCCCCGGCCUGACCAGUGUGUUGAAAGAAGUCGCAGUAAGACUUAUCCGAAAAGAACACAACAAACUGGAUCUAACAGCAUAAAUCAGAUUAUAACAAAUGGGGAAAAUGAAGGAACUACAAAAAUCAUUGCACCUUCUCCAGUGAAAAGCUUUAAAAAGAUGAAAAAUGAAUACAGUCCAGAAACCCAAAGAAGUAAAACAAGUGCACCGUGGGAGGAAAAUGGCCCACAGAGUGGGCUGUAUAAUUCUCCCAGUGACCGCAAUAAAUCACCAAAGUUUCCUUAUUCUCGGCGACGGAACCCGUCAGGCGGCAGUGAGAAUGAAUCUGGGCAGCCAGUCCGGAGGAGGAAAGCCCAAAACAGUGGCGAAGAUUCAGAUUUAAAGCAAAGAAGAAGAUCUCGAUCUCGUUGUAACACCAGCAGUGGCAGUGAAUCAGAAAAUUCUAACAGAGAACAUCGGAAGAAGAGAAACAGGUUACGGCAAGAGAAUGACAUGGUUGACUCAGCUCCUCAGUGGGAAGCUGUGCUGCGGCGACAGAAGGAGAAAAACCAGGCAGAUCCGAACUACCGUCGAUCCAGGCACAGAUCUCGAUCGAGAAGCCCAGAUGUACAAGCUAAAGAACAACUGUGGAAACAUAUUCAGAAGGAACUUGUGGAUCCAUCUGGCCUGUCUGAGGAGCAAUUGAAAGAAAUCCCAUAUACUAAAAUAGAGACUCAAGGUGACCCAAUUCGCAUUAGACAUUCACAUUCCCCUCGAAGCUACCGUCAGUAUCGGCGCUCCCAGUGCUCUGAUGGCGAAAGAUCUGUUCUGUCAGAAGUGAAUGCAAAAACUGAUCUGGUGCCUCCACUGCCUGUGACACGUUCUUCAGACGCUAAAGGUCCCAGCAUCCAAUUGACUCAGCUGAAACGAAGCGGAUCUAAAGAGAGCCUAAUAAAAGAAAAAUCUCAUCUAUCCACUAACAACCUGGAUGGAAAACCCACCACUAAAACAAUAAAAACUGUACAGGUGUCACGCUUCAAGGUAGAGACUUGAUUGUUGUAACUGAGGAUGGUGAAUGGAUUUUAUUCUUUGGAAACCAAGGAGUGUUUUUGUGCAAGGAAAGAAGCUGAAGUUGGAGUGAUAGCAGUUUCCUCAGAACUUUCAGAAAUGCAGCCUGCUUGCUGGGAAGGCCAAGCAAUGCAUUAACUGCUUACACCGCUCUAGAGUCGCGUGACUGACUGAGAAGUUGCCCGAUUAGACAACCAAAAAGAAAAGUCUUAGGAAAACUGUAUGAUCAGCAGUUACAUUUCCAAAAAGAAAAAAAAGAAACAAAAAAUUGCUGCAACAAAACAGGCUGUAUGGUCUGCUCUGUAACUGAAUUGCCUUUUUCCAAAAAUGACUGUUAACUAACAUGAUCAGGGCCAGAUGCUUCAGGGGAAGAAAAGUAGUCAUAUUUUUGGCCAAUUGUGCAAUACAGUAUGACUCGGGAAGAAACAUCUUCACAACUCCAUCUGGCGAUCAACUUACGCCCUGAAACAUAAGGACUGCGAGCUCUUAAAAUGUUUAUUUUAGGCUGGCGUAACAACAGAUGCUAGUGGUGUUAACGCAAAUGUUGACUCAAUGCAUUUUUAGCUCAGAAGUAAUGGACUCCAUAACUCCCUGUGGCAGAGAGUUCCAGUGAUUAUACAGACUUGCUUUCACUCGACAGUUCUAAGUGUUCUCAAUUUCGAAUGCCCUCUUGGGUGCAGGGACUAUUUAAUUGAACGUUGCCUACGAUAAGAAUAAGAUCCACCAGCUUUAUGGUAAACCACACUGGAAAUGGGGAAAAUACGUACUGACCCACUGUAUUAGGACUACUCAGCAGAGCACUUAAAUAUCAGUUAAACAAAACUUGUAGAGUAGGAUUUAAAAGAGCUGGUAAAUAGUCUUUUUUCUAGAUUAGUGAAGCCUGCCUUAAUCUCUUUUCAUAUGAAAUAGUCAAUGCUAAUAACAUCUAUUACUCCUCCCUGAGCUGCUACUUACGUGAUAAAAUGACAAAGGCAGUAUUCCAGGUAUGAUAAUUGCAUUUUUUUUUCCUAUUGUCAGGGUAGGGUUAGUGGGGUUUAGUGAUGCUGCACAUUGAACAGAUUAUCUUCCAAUAGGUGUCUGACAUGAUGCCUAGAUCUUUUCCUGUCCUAUCACUUUGUAUAAAUAGCUGAAGUCAUUCCUGUGUCUCCCAUUUGUCCUCUGUCAGUACACUGCCUAUCCUCCUGGCUGUGCCAGCUUACUAAGGAGCUUAGCAAAACCUGUUAGCAAGGUAACUUUGCUAAGUGCAAUCCCCAAACUCAAUACUGAAUUUUUUAAACGGCAAUGGAAACAGCUGUUGUAGUUCAUGUGCCCGCAGUGGUGGUGGUGAGGCUGUUCUCCACUUCAUCUUUAUUCUCUGUAAAGAUCUGAAGUGGUCGGAUGGAUGCCACGAGCCAGAGUAGUAAUGGUACAGUUUGUAUAUUCCUGUGACAGGUUAAGAGGUGCUGCGUUGUUCCUGGAAAGGCAGAUUCACCUGACAAAUACGUUUCUUUGAACACUUAUCUCAGACAAUGCUCCUCCUUUGGUCUCAGCAAACAAUUCUAAGGUAAAGAAGAGCUUGGAACCCCCCUGUGAUACAAAUGCAGUUUUCAUAAAUGUUCUUCAGCAUUUUCUCAAUUUGCUGCAGACAUCAUGCUAAGACAUUGUUGAGCUUGGCUUAAAGUAUUUGCUCAAACUGUUUGUAAUAGUCUUUUUAAAAGUACCCCAAACUUUGAAAUGAAUGGUUUCAUUGUCAUUUUGCCAGUUUACCGUGAUCCUUUAGGAUCUGUUUAUGACCUGGAGCAGUAUUCUCACGUGUUGGCUUAAAAACAGACAAACAAACAAAAACAACAACAACCCACUGUGGCAAAAAUUUGCGUCCUGUAUCUUUAUCACCACAAUCCUUUGGAAUACUCCCAAGAAUACUAAAAUGACUAACCACACACAAAAUGGUUAAGGUACCCUGAAUCAAAGCCACCCCUUACUUGUUCAGGAAACUAUCCCAAGCUUGGAGCUUUAUACAUUUGCUCGGAGUUUGUUGCUUUCUAAGUUAUUGCCACUAUGCUGGUCUCCUUACUCAGCCACAAACAAGUAGAACACAUCUCUCACUUGAGGAGUAUUUGCAUUCUUACGAUUUAAGGAUAUCUGUACGCAUCAUCUAUAUCUUAUCAGUCUUCAAAUAUUGAUUAGGAAAAAAGGUUACAUCCAACCUGUUUUUUUUUUCCUGUAUGCUGUCACCUGCCUGUGGGCUUUUGUAUAUUAUCAAUGGAUACCAUCAGCCAAAUGUGUGAUAUUUUACUUAUUCCACUAUAUCAGAAGAUAGGCUAGACUAGUAUCCAUACUUUUCAGUUAUAAAUUAGUAGCAAAGCAGAAUUUUCCUAGUCCAGCUAACCUUUUGAGUUUUUAAAAAAGAGAAACUUGUGGGAAGAGUCCUGGAUUUGAAUUAGUGGUCUUACUCCCAAUGAGACUGUGUUAGAAUCAGAUUUUAACAAGCCUAGUGAUUAGCCUGGAUCAAUACGAUUUUGUCUCAGUACAAGAAAGACUUAAGUUUAACGUAUCUAUUCCACAUUAGUGUGAGAGCAAGGCAAAAUUCAGAAAAGGACAUCACUGUCAGCUCAUAGAGCAGAAAAGGGAAGUUAUUCCAUAUACAUGCACCUCCUUUUCCUUUAAGCUUGUCUUCCUGGGUCACCUGAAGAAAGGCGCCUCUUCCUGUGCUUUUUUCAGUUUUAUGUAACAACAGCUCUAAAAGUACUCACUCACCAGAAGCUGUACCGCACAGGCUGACAACAGCAACGAGACUGACGAGCAGCUGGGCCUCCGAGCUGCACCUUGCCCUUCCCGCAGUUGCUGCUGCCCCAGCCUCCUUGCACCCCUCGCUGCCCAGCGGCUGCGCCACGUUGCUCACUGCAAGCCUGGAGCGCUUCACCGCUCUCAGUGCUCCUGGCGAGUCAGACACGAGACAGGAAAUACUUCACCGGGGAGGCAAAGUUCUCCCUUGGGCUCAGCCUAAAUGAGCGAAGGACCGAGAUGAGACAUCCUCUUCCUCAUCCUGGUUCUAACUCACUGAAGUAAUCUCAGGCCAACAACUUUAACUUUGUGCCUCAGCAUUUACCUCUCCUGAGAUUUCUGCAAGAGCUAUGAAUAAGGAAGUUUUGAUCUGUCUCACUUACUAGUUAGCAACAUCAAACUAUAUAGAUGUACCUCUUAGCAAAACAAGUAUUUUAUACAAUGAAGAGGGCUGGCUAUCCACACCGCAGAAGCAUUUUUGUAUAUCCCAGAUUGGUCUCCUUGCUUGUUAUCUGGUUUCUUCAUCAGGAGCUAGUUUGGACCUGUCCCUUUCUACAAUGCAUUGUGAAUACUACUAAUACUACUAAUCAUACUCUAAUUAGAGUAUGAUUAAGCUCACUGUAUUGCAAGAUGUUUUUUUUUAAAAGAAAAAAAAACAAAAAAACACCACCAUUUAAGUUGCCAAAUCAUCUUUAUACAGCUGAAUACUGAACUGAAUGGAUGGCAUAUUUUGUUUUGGAAAAGUCUGUUUAAUUCAAAGCUCUCUAGAAAGGUGUUUUAAAACAUACAUAAACAUAUCAAUGUGAUGCAUAUACCCUGUGUACAUUAAGUUAAAUAUUCAUGAAGCAACUGUGUGCUUUGUUUUAAAUUGAGUUUGAUAGAUGGCUGUGUCAAAACUUGUGUCCAGAUUAUUUAAAAGUCAAGUAAAACUUGAAUUUUUAGGGUAUUCCA
Messenger RNA from Rhea pennata, 5847 nucleotides. It is a transcript of the gene EPB41L4A, whose product is annotated as erythrocyte membrane protein band 4.1 like 4A. Bases 76 to 2118 code for a protein of 680 amino acids. Gene Ontology annotation, cellular component: cytoskeleton. The record is from RefSeq and is a predicted model, not a curated record. Lineage: Eukaryota; Metazoa; Chordata; Aves; Rheiformes; Rheidae. The transcript is spliced from 23 exons.